Messenger RNA from Lucilia cuprina (Australian sheep blowfly), 2452 nucleotides. RefSeq names its product pseudouridylate synthase 7 homolog (gene Pus7). The record is from RefSeq and is a predicted model, not a curated record. Lineage: Eukaryota; Metazoa; Arthropoda; Insecta; Diptera; Calliphoridae. Gene Ontology annotation, molecular function: RNA binding; pseudouridine synthase activity. Gene Ontology annotation, cellular component: nucleus. Gene Ontology annotation, biological process: pseudouridine synthesis. The transcript is spliced from 6 exons. Bases 79 to 2283 code for a protein of 734 amino acids.
GCUCUUGUUUAUUUUCUAAUGUUCAACACGUUUUUCCUUGUUACAGAAUUCUAAUAAAAUCACAGACAAUUUUCCAAAAUGGGCAAACAAUUUAAUAAAAAGUUUAAUAACCAUCAUAGGAAACCUUAUCACAAGUCUGAUAACAAAAAGCCUUUUAAUAAUCGGAACCGUAGCAACGAUGAAUUUGCCAACAAAAAGAAGCCAGUAUUUACGAUUAAAGAUAAUUUAAGAGAAGAUCAGGUCGGUAUAACGGAGUACGUUAAUGCUGGUGAGGGAUUUACAGGAAUUUUAAAAUCACGUUUCUCCGAUUUCCAUGUCAAUGAAAUCGAUUUAAGGGGUCAAAUUUUGCAGUUAACUGAUUUAACUAUACCAGAGCAAAAAGAAGAAGAAUUAAGUGUGGAGGAAGUAAAUAAUGCCAAGGAAGAACUUAAAACGGUCAUCAAUGAAGAAGUUUGGCAAAAAAUCAACGAUCUAAAAGAAGCUAAACAUGAUAACAAUAAGAAACCGGAAGAUUCCGCUAUUUAUAUCGAUGUAACGAAAUUGGAUAAGGAACAACGCACCCAAAUUCACAAAGUGAUUAAAAAACUUUAUGAAAACAAAUUGGUGAGUUCUACCGUAGGUGCAGAACAAGCAGGAAGCACUGAUGCAGAUAAAAAGUUCAUACGCGUUAUGAAAUCAAAGGGAAGGGAUCGUAAUAAAUGGACCUUUCCCGAGGAAUAUGUACACUUUUUGGUGCACAAAGAGAAUCUUGAUACAAGUGAGGUGGCGUCAUCAAUUGCCAAUAAACUAAAUUUAAGACCAUCACAAGUCAACUAUUGUGGCACCAAAGACAGAAGAGCUAAAACUACACAAAAGUUUUGCAUUAAAAAGCGUACGCCCCGACAAAUUGUGGGCACAGUAAAAUUUUUAAAUGGCGUUAAAAUUGGCAAUUUUGAAUUUAGCAAAAAUGUUUUAAAAUUGGGUGAUUUAAAAGGAAAUCGUUUUCGUAUUGCAUUAAGACAUUUAAACGGUGAGAAGCAGCACAUAGAAAGCUCAUUAAAGAAUGUUAAAGAGCAGGGUUUUAUUAAUUAUUUUGGUUUGCAAAGGUUUGGCAACUGUUCCACCAUACCCACCCAUGAAAUUGGUGUAGCUUUAUUAAAGGCUGAUUAUAAAACGGCCUGUGAAUUAAUUUUGAAACCUCGUGAAAAUGAUAUACCUUUCCUCAAAAGUAUACGUGAAAUGUGGUGGAAAAAUCGUGAUUCGAGAGCAGCAGCGGCACAAUUCCGUAGUGAUCGCUUUAUAGAAAAGAAAUUAUUAGAUGGUUUGGCCCAGUAUGGAGAAAAUGAUUACGCAGGAGCUUUAAGAAAAAUACCACGCAAUAUGUUACUUUUAUAUCCGCAUGCAUUUCAAAGUUUAAUCUUUAACAAUAUGGCUUCAAGACGUAUAAAGGAAUUUGGUCUAACCCUAAUGCCAGGAGAUUUAGUUUAUCGCAACAAAGAUGAAUUAGAUAUAGAAAUGGAAGCAACAGAAUUGCCCGAAACUGAAGAAAACAACGAAGAAAAAACCACGGAAAAUGAAAGUGAAAUGUCUGCAGAGGUAGGUGCAGGAACUUCUGAAUCUGUCUUCAAACGCAAAGUUAAACCCUUAACUGAAGAAGAUAUAGCCAGCGGUAAUUAUAGCAUUUAUGAUGUAGUAUUACCUUUACCAGGCCACGAUAUCACUUAUCCUGAAAAUGUGGUAGGUAAUUGGUACAAAGAGGAAUUGGAAAAAUAUGAUCUUUCUUCAGAAAAAUUAAAACACAAUGUAAAAACAUUUGCCAUGGCAGGAGCUUAUCGUAAACUGGUUAUCAAACCUAAAGAUAUGUCUUGGGAAAUUAGAUCUUAUGCAACACCUGAGGAAACUUUAAUUUUAUCAGAUUUUGAAUUGUUAAAGGGCAAAAAAGUUGAAGAUUUCAAAGUAGAGGGAAAUGAAGGUAAAUACGAAGCUUUAUUGUUAGAUUUUUGUUUGCCACCAGCGGCAUAUGCUACAAUGAUGUUAAGAGAAUUGCUGAAACGUGAUACCUCAGCAGCGGCUCAAACUAUACUUCAGCAGGCAGCUUUAAAGGAGUCAACAGCUGAUGAGAAUGAAGAAACGCAACAGAUUGCCGUAACUAAUGAUGUAAGUAAUGAUCAGAAUAAAGAGGUUAAACAAACAGAGGAGACAUCACCGGCAGUUGGUGAAAAAAGAAAAGCUGAUGAUGUGGAUAAAGACGAUUUAGUUCAACCAGCUAAGCUGGUAAAAGAUAACGAAACAAUAAAUGAAUAGCUAAGAAUUUCAUCAUAUACAAAUAGUUUUUGUAUAAUAAAAGCGAUAAUUUUUUUUAGUUUUUGAUAAGUUAUCAAUGAAAUUAAAUAUUUUUAGUACCUAACUGAAAUUUUAUUACUAUAAUAUCCUUACAAUUUCAUAACCUACUAAUAAACUGAUAAAAAACAUA